GGAGCUUGUGGACAGGAGCCUUGCACUCUCUCUGAACUUGGCAGCAUUUCACUCACUAUUAUUAUAUUUAAGUAUUAUUUGACUUACUAUAAUUUGUCAUGGCUGAGUCUGGUUUCCCUUUACCACCAGAUGCUUUCUGUCCGCUGUGUGUGGACACACUGAGAGACCCGGUCACCAUCCCCUGCGGUGACACCUACUGCCUAGAGUGCAUCAAGGUCUACUGGGACCAGUUUGACCACAUGGGUGUGUACAGCUGCCCGCAAUGCCGCGCAACUUUCACCCCACGGCCUGCGCUGAGACGUAACCUGCCAGACGUAAACCACGAGCCACGGCGCCAGCUUCCGGAGCUCACUCCUUUCCCCUACAUGCAUCGGGAAUCCUUCUGCGACUUCUGCGUCGGCCGUCGCAACAAGGCCGUCAAGUCGUGCCUCAUGUGCUUGGCUUACUACUGUGAAACACACGUCAAGCCUCAUUAUGAGUCAUCUACCUUCAAGAGACACAAGUUGGUGGAUGAGACGGGUCACCUGGACAGGAAGAUCUGCCCCCAGCAUGAAAAAGGCCUGGAGCUGUUCUGUCGCUCUGACCAGAUGUGUAUCUGUGUGCUGUGUACUGUCAGAGAGCACCGCAGCCACAACAUCACCUCAGCAGAAGAAGAGCGCGUCGAGAAACAAAAAGUCCUGGUGGUCACCCAGUCUGAAGUGCAGCACAUCAUCCAGGAGAGGAUGAAGGAGCUGCAGGAGCUCAAGCAUAAUGUGGAUGUUCUCAAAAGUGCUGCCCAGCGAGCACAGGCAGAAAGUGAUAAGACCUUCCACGAAAUGCUCCAGGCGGUGGAGCGCUGGAAGGCUGAAAUCAAUCAGAUGAUAACGGCCAACAUGCAGGCAGCGAUGUCGCAGGCUGAGGGCUACGUGGAGCGUCUGGAGCAGGAGAUACUGGAGCUACAGCGCAGAGACGCAGAGCUACGGCAGAUCCUUGAGACAGAGGACAACAUCCACUUUCUGCAGAAUUUUCCAACCCUGUGUGUUCCUCCCGAGGCCAUGGUGCCCAAAGUGCUCAUCAACCCUCAGUUCUCCUUUGGAGAGAUGAGCAAGACUGCCACAGAGAUGAAGGAACAUCUAGAUGACAUCUGUAAGAAAGAACUGAGCAAAAUCUCCAAGACAGUCAGUGAAACCCCUGUGUACAUACUUCUGCCAAGAAAUGGAGACAAACGACUGAAAGUUCCUUCCAGAGUGGAUUUUCAGGAGCCAAAAAUAAGAACAGACUUCUUGAGAUAUUCCUGUAAGAUGUCCUUCGAUCCAAACACAGUCUAUAAAGAGCUGGUUCUGUCGGACGGGAACCAGAAGGUCACGCGGAAGAAAACAGUCCAGUUUUACCAAGAUCACCCAGAACGCUUUGAUGGCUUCUCCCAGGUGCUGUGCAAGGAGCCUCUUACUGGUUUCAGAUUUUACUGGGAGGCAGAGUGGGGCGGGGAGUUUUCCAUCGGGGUGGCCUACAAGAGCAUCAGUCGCAAGGGGAAGAAUUCGCAUAGUCUGCUGGGCUACAACGACAAGUCUUGGAGUCUCCUCUGCUCAGAGUCAGGUUACUCUGUCUGGCACAACAAAACAGACCGAGAGCUUCCUGAUGCUCCACGGGCUACAAGAAUUGGUGUGUACCUGGACUAUGCAGGCAACACUGUGGCCUUUUACUCAGUUUCAGAGACUAUGGAGCUUAUCCACAGUUUCAAAGCUCAGUUCAGUGAGCCUUUGUAUGCUGGUUUUGGUGUGGGCUCCUCAGUUACCCUGUGCCAGCUGAAGCAGAGUCCCAGACCUUACUGAGAUUUAAAACACUGAGGAGCUGUAGAAGCGCAAGUACUAAAUAUUGACUGUGAAGUACAAUUUAUUAUCUGUAAAAAAAAAAAAAAGAAUUUUAAACCCUUUCUUGCACAGAUUAUUUUAUUGUUGUGACAAUACCCGUAUGUUCCUGUAAUAUGGUGAUAAUGUCUCUAAAUGUAAUUUCAAGGCCAUUAUUUUAGAUCUAUGCCAAUGUGUUUAUUUCAUGCAAUAUUAUGCAUAUAUUGAUGUAAUCCUGCCACUGCCAGUGAUAAUCUAAUAAUUAUCUGUAGAUAAAUAGCAAGUACAUUUGUUUAUAUGUACAGUUAUGUUACAUUUUUUUUUGAAUGUGUGUCCUGCAGAGCUGCCCACUUCUGCCUUAACAGCCUCCAGCUUUUGAAAGAACUCAGGCUCACAUAAUAAAUAUUAUCUUUCAUAUUACAUUUCAAAUGUAAUUAAUUGUCUUCCAUGCUCUUGUAAUGACUCUAAGAUGAAGCGCUGCUUUACAUGUGCUAACUAGCAAUUACUAUGCACUUUCAGUACCUGAUCUCCUUGCAGUUGUUGAAUAGAUUGUGCUUAGUACUUACACCAAGGUCUCCUGCACUGAAGCUUUAGUGAUGUCUCUCACUUGUAAGUCGCUUUGGAUAAAAGCAUCUGCCAAAUGAGUAGAAAGUAAAUGUGCAUUACUGCAACCCUAAGUGUAGAAUAAAUGAA
Seriola dumerili (greater amberjack) is the source of this 2519-nucleotide messenger RNA. RefSeq names its product tripartite motif-containing protein 16-like (gene ftr84). The record is from RefSeq and is a predicted model, not a curated record. Lineage: Eukaryota; Metazoa; Chordata; Actinopteri; Carangiformes; Carangidae. The transcript has 7 exons. The coding region runs from base 99 to 1811 and encodes 570 amino acids. Gene Ontology annotation, molecular function: zinc ion binding; protein binding.